Molecule: messenger RNA, 1749 nt
Organism: Ramularia collo-cygni
Lineage: Eukaryota; Fungi; Ascomycota; Dothideomycetes; Mycosphaerellales; Mycosphaerellaceae
Exons: 2
Coding region: 1-1749 (582 amino acids)
Biological process (GO): protein polyubiquitination
Molecular function (GO): protein binding
Source: RefSeq, a predicted model, not a curated record
AUGGAUCGCUUGCCAGACGAGCUUGUAAUUCGUAUCUUCAACUUCCUCGAUGUGGCAGAUAUCGUCAACAUCCAACUCGUCUCCUCCCGCUAUUUAGCUCUCGGCCGUGAUGACACCGUCUGGAAAGAGGAAUGUUUCUCCCAUUCCCGAUCCGAAGCCCGAAGACGUCGACAGCAUCUCUUGGAAAUUCAAGAUGCAAGACUGGCCGAGUUACGGUUCGCCGUGACUGCUCUUCCUGGUGUCGAGAGCAUGCAGGCGGCGAGAGUGACGGAAAGCGUGCAGAGAAGCCGGGCAUUGGUCAACUGGGACCCCGGAUAUCCCACCGAGAAGCUGGACUUUUACCAAGAGUACAUGUCAAGACACGCUCCCGUUCAAAUCGGCUGGUUGAAUCUACCCAAUGGAGGGGCGCGAGAAGCAACAGGAGUGGGAAUCUUACACUCAUCCACUGCCCGACACGCUGUCGCUCCCCUCGAUGAUGGCAGUAUUUGUAUCUGGGACGUCUCCGCUCGGACGACAUCAUCACCCGGCGGCGGCGGCGGACUGCUCGGUCAGAGUGCUCCGGGUCUGCUUUCCGCUCUACCAGGCAAGGAAAGCCGGGCAAUCAUGACGGAAACCGGAGCGGUGGAAUGCGUGUCCAUCGACAGCAGCAGUCGGAAAGGCUACUUUGCAGUCCUCGACCAACUCCACGAGAUCAAUCUCGAUACGCUCCAACUACUCUCUUCCAAGAAGUAUCCUUGGCCCAUCACGGCGCUGUCAUCGUCUGACCCUCAAAAUCCCUUGGCAAUUGGAACCAACAAUACCAUCCAUCUCUACGAUCCUCGAGAUCCAAUCUUCGCCUCAUCAAACACAUCUACAGGCGAACUCAUCGGAGGUUCUCCCUACUCCCACGCAAUCUUGCCCCAACCCGGCCCUCUCUCAAUCCUCAACACCCUCGACGGAGACUCGCUCUAUGUAGCUGGGCGCUUCACCUCCAUCCUCCACUUCUCCCGCAGAUUCUUCCCCCGACUCCUCGGAACAACCUUCAGCGGCGCCCGUAUCGCCGCUCUCGCUCUCUUCCCACAUCCCUUCAUCCCACGAGAACUCGAUCUCGUCCGCAACCCCGCCCUCACCAUUUCAGAAUACACGACCGCGAAGUCUCUCCCCGGUAGCACACUUCUCGCAGCAGCAGAAUACAAAGGUAAAGGAAGUCUCGAACUCUACUCUCUCUCCACCGGCAACAAAUUCUACCAUAACCGACAGACGGCCUCGGCGUCCAAGCUUCUGUCGAUAGCAAACCAUGGAGGAAAAAUCGUCAUUUCCGAUGGCGAUGGGAAUCUCCGCUGGUUUGAACGAGAUGGAUCGUCCCACAUCCGGACCUUUAACAUUCAAGACUCCACCCCCAAACCCUCCGCCUCCGCUCCGACAGGAGGCGGGAUAUGGCAUAACGACAACAACAUCCCAGGCCAAGGAGACAUUGUCCAGAAAAUACUACCGCUCCCGCAUUCCUCCUCUCCUUCGGUGGACGAAAGACCGGAUAUCGGUACCGACAAUCUCCUUCUCUGGACAGGAGAUGGCAGGCUCGGCAUUCUGGGUUUCGGACACAGGGAUCCUUUGGGUGAGAACCGAGGAAUUGUGGAGGGAGAGGUGAAGAGUACGGCUCAGAAAGCCAAAGAGGACGCCGAGAGGAGUUAUGAAGGGGCUAUGAGAAGGGCGCUGGAGAGGAACGCUGAUGAGGUGCGCUUUGUGAGGGGUUUGGGGAUGGGGUAUUAG